UGUUGACAUCACGUGACGUAUCAUAUGGUAAUUUCUAAAAAACUGCAAACGACAGGAAAUAGAAAGCUUCUUAUUAAUUUCCCAUGACGUAUAUAUAAUGUUUCGUACUUAACUAAUGGAGAACGCCACCAGCAGGCUUGAGAGUCAAAAGUCUGUGUUAGACAUUUCUGUUAGAAAUCCAGUGACUCACAACACCUGGGAUAAAGGAAGAUAUACAAGUUAUGAGAUUGCUGUAAAUACAUCGAAUAAGUCAUUCUGUUUGAGUACAUCUACCACAAGAAGAAGAUACUCAGAGUUUGAAUGGCUGAGGAAAACUCUGAAGAAUCAUCACCCUUUAGUGAUGCCUCCACAAUUACCACCAAAGAAAUAUUUUGGAGACAGAUUUGAUCCUAGCUUUAUUGCAUUCAGGAUGACAGGUUUAGAAGAUUUUCUGAACUAUCUUUUAUCAGAGAAAGUAUUCUUGUCUGAUACAACUAUGCACUUGUUUCUGCAAACUAAUCUCACCAUCAAAGAAAUCAAAGAUUACAUAGAAGGGAAAAUCUCGGCUUUCUCUCUAGAUAGUUUAUGGAAGGCAAAUGGUAUAAAAGAAAACUGCAGAGAAUUUUGUGGUCUUUCCACUACAGAAGAGAAUAAUGAAUGGGCACAUGUGAAAAAAGACGAGCCAACAAAGUCAGAAAGUCUAAAUGUUGAAGAGUGUAGCGAUUCGAAUAAUUCUGAUAUCAGUUCAUCAUUUUCUGAUGAAGAGGAUAAAUUGACUGAGUAUCCUUCUGUCUCUUUAGUUGCCUAUGAUAAUUUUAGUGAACAGGACUCUGGAGUUUCUUCUAAUACAGAAAAAUCAUCUUCACCAGAGCUUUUAAAACAAAAUUCUAGUCAAAGAACUUCAAAAACAAUACAUGCUGAUAAAAUAUUAGAGGACGACUGUAAAGUUAAGGAGAUAGAAUUAAGAAGAGGUAUUUCAAAACAAGUAAAAGUAGAUUCAAAUUUAAUAUCUGAAGUUGAUUUUGAAGAUGAUUAUCAAAUUUCUGACAAUUUCAGUAUCAAUACUACCAAAAGAUAGACAUUAUCUUCAACCAUGAUGCUGAUAUUUUUGAUAUACAGUUCGUUAAUCUUCUUUGGGAAUCACAAAUCUUUGUAUUUAAAUAGUUAAGACAAAAUUUUUGUAUUUGUUUUCUUUAAGGAAGGUGUUGAAAUCAAGUGACACUUUGAGAUUAAAGUGUUUAAAAAACAUACCAAUAAAAUGUUCAUAUUUUUUAAAUUACAGUAAAUUCAAAAAAUUUUAAGUCCUGCUUGGUAUUAGAUGAAGUAUGAAUGUUUGCAAUUUUUGAUUGUCUUUUCUGAUACAUUGGUUUUUACUGUGUGACUGUAUUGGUCUUUUUUUACUCCUGUUUUUUCUCUCUGAAACUUAGAAUAUUUAGCUAUUUCUGAAUUACUGAUUUCUAUCUUAUUUUGAAUUUUCACACAUUAGAACUUUUUUGAUAUGAACAGCUAUUAUAAUAAUGUAUACAUGAUAGCUGUGUAAUCUCGGAUGUGUUGUGUUAAAUGUUUGUCUUGCAAGUGAUUUUUAUUAUCAUUUAUUUCAGUGUUUAAAUAAGUAUUUUAAUAGUGUGAAUGAUAAUGCUUGUGUACAUGUAGCAUGUUGAUAGCUGUUUCAGUGUAUAAGCUGUGUAUUAAUCUUUAUAUGUAAGUUACUGUAAACCAACUAAUUUUCGCAAGCGAUUUAUUUUUUCAUGACUUUCGCGAGUAGAAUAAUAACGUGAAUAUAAAUCGUCACGAAUAUGUAAAACUUUGAUCUUUCCUUAUUUAACUACAUCAAGCAAAUUUGAUAAUCGCGAAAUUAAAUCGGCACGUAAUGAGCUAGUAAGGGCUAAACGUGAAAAUAAGUUGGUUUACAGUAUGCAUCCCUUCAAUCUUUGUGAUGAAGACUCGUUCCAGCUAUAAAUAAAGAGGUUUUAAAAGCUCAUUUAUGAUAUUUUCAGAAUCAACUCAAACAAUGUUCUUUUAAUUUUCCAAUUUGACCAACAAGUUUAUGAUACAUGUAUCAUUUUUGUCUUGCAUGCCACAAAAGCUGCAGAAUGAGAGACAUAGGGAAGCGAAUCAGACAACAACGUUGUAAGCUUAUUGAAUAAAACUUUCAUUUUCUCUUUUGAAUUGUUUAACAUUUUGUCAUACUAGGGCCUUUUACUAAGCUUAUUGUGGAAUGCCAUACAUGUAAUUGUUCAUAUCUUUGUCCUCUGGUCUUUAUGGAUAGUUGUCUCAUUGGCAAUUAUUCUGCAUAUCCUUAUUUUCAUAUGCAUACAAAAGUCUGUGUGGUGGCCAAAUAAGUACCUGUUACCUUAAGUAAGGUGGAUGUGUUUUAUAUUCAUUAUAAUACAUUUUUUCUUUCCAAGAAGUGUUUGAUGUCAUUUGUUUUACUUGCAGUAUUACUAUUAUUUUGUAUACAAUUUAUUGAGAUGUAUGUUCAUAUUUUGAAUUUAUUAAACAAUUCAACAAGAA
Molecule: messenger RNA, 2493 nt
Organism: Mytilus californianus (California mussel)
Lineage: Eukaryota; Metazoa; Mollusca; Bivalvia; Mytilida; Mytilidae
Product: sorting nexin-10-like
Exons: 6
Coding region: 116-1057 (313 amino acids)
Biological process (GO): intracellular protein transport
Molecular function (GO): phosphatidylinositol binding
Source: RefSeq, a predicted model, not a curated record